Messenger RNA from Plasmodium malariae, 1287 nucleotides. Its product is annotated as endonuclease III homologue, putative. The record is from RefSeq and is a predicted model, not a curated record. Gene Ontology annotation, cellular component: nucleus. Gene Ontology annotation, molecular function: DNA binding; DNA-(apurinic or apyrimidinic site) endonuclease activity; 4 iron, 4 sulfur cluster binding. The transcript has a single exon. The coding region runs from base 1 to 1287 and encodes 428 amino acids. Gene Ontology annotation, biological process: nucleotide-excision repair; base-excision repair, AP site formation; base-excision repair. Lineage: Eukaryota; Apicomplexa; Aconoidasida; Haemosporida; Plasmodiidae.
AUGAAACUCCGUAGCAACAUUAAAAAAUUGUUCUUACUAAACUUAUAUUUCCUAAGGAUGGAAAAAGCAUCAAAGUACUUUGGUAAAAAUAAACUGAAAAAGGUACAGAUAAAAUACGAAAGUGCACCAAAUAAUAAUUCGAUUAGUAGUGUGAAAAAGCUGUGCGUGCACAGAAGUUGCGAUGGGCAUGACGAACAGAAUGACGAACAGAAUGACGAACAGAAUGACGAACGUAAUGGCGAACAUAAUUACGAACGUAGUGGUGAUACAUGGAUUAAGAAGGAAGGAGGAGAGGCGUAUGUAGGGGAUGGAUCGGAUGGAUCAUAUGGAGCGAAAUAUAAUCGUGCGCAAGAGGGAAAGAAUAACGAGGGAAAAACUAAAACGAAUGAGGCUGAAAAAGAAUAUGAUAUUAAAUUCGAAACGAAACGGUCUUUGAAUAAUGGUAAGGGGGAAAAUGAUAUGGGGACAAAAAGAAUAGAGAUUAAAAGGGAAGUAAAAGAUAAAGAGGAUAAGCAGAAUAGUAACAAGGGAAAAGGUGUAAAGUCCAAAAAUGAAGAAGAGGAUAAUGAUGAAAAUAAUGUAGAAUUAAAAAAAAAGCAUUUCUUAAUAACCUAUGACAAAAUAAAAGAAAUGAGAAAAUAUAUAACUGCUCCUGUAGAUAAGUAUGGAUGUCAUAUGUUAAGCGAAAGGACAAAGGAUUUAAAAGUGUUUCGCUUCCAAACAUUAAUAUCAUGUUUAUUAUCAUCAAGAACAAAAGACGAGAUAACAGCUAUGGUAAUGAAAAAAUUAAAAGAAUAUGGAUUAACUGUUGAAAAUAUAUUAAACACACCAGAAGAACAAUUAAAAAAAUUAAUUUAUGGCAUAGGGUUUUAUAAUGUUAAAGCAAAACAAAUUCUUCAAAUUUGUCGUAUUUUAACAGAUAAAUAUAAUUCAGAUAUUCCUCAUACUUAUGAAGAAUUAAUAAAAUUGCCAGGUAUAGGUGAAAAAAUAGCCCAACUUAUUUUGCAAACCGCUUUGAAUAAACAUGAAGAAGGUAUAGCUGUUGAUAUACAUGUUCACAGAAUAGCUAACCGCUUAAAUUGGGUCUACACAAAAAAUGAAUUAAAUACACAAAUAAAAUUAAAAUCAUUUGUACAGAAAGAAUUAUGGUCAGAAUUAAAUACUCUGCUCGUGGGUUUUGGUCAGGUAAUAUGCAAAGGAAAAAAGCCACUUUGCGAAAAAUGCACACUUACCAAUUAUUGCCAGUAUUACAGGGAAAACCUUGUUAAGAAGAAGCCCCAGCCAUAG